AUGGAAAUAGGAAAUUUUAAGAAUCUUGAAUAUUUGGAUAUUUCUGAAAACAAGUUUUUUGGUAAAAUUCCAUCAAGUCUUGGUAGUUGUGUAAAGCUCGAAACUCUAGCCAUGAGAGGAAACCUCUUCCAAGGAAUUGUUCCGUCUUCUUUGGAAUCAUUAAGAGUUCUUGAAAAUCUUGAUCUAUCCAACAAUAAUUUGUUUGGACAAAUUCCAAAGUUUCUGGAGCUCUUUGUCUACUUGCAAUCUGUGAAUUUGUCUUACAACAAUUUUGAGGGUGAGGUACCAACAAUCGGAGUUUUUAAGAAUGGAAGUGCAACUUUCGUUAAGGGUAAUAGUAAGCUUUGUGGGGGUAUACCUAAGUUUCAGCUUCCAAAAUGUAAAUACCAAAAAUCUAAGAAGAGAAAGUUGACCCUCACCUUUAAGUUAAUAUUCUCUAUAUUUUCUGGGCUUCUUGGAGUAACUUUGGUUCUAUUACUUCUAUUUCUUUCCUCUUUAAGAAAGAAAAGAAAAGAAAAUACCUCAAGUGACUUGGGGAAUUUGCUUUUGAUUCUAUCUUACCAAAAUCUCUUUAAAGCAACUGAUGGGUUCUCUUCUACCAAUUUAAUUGGUAUGGGUAACUUUGGAUCCGUGUAUAAAGGAAUUCUUGAUCAAGGUAGACAUACGAUUGCUGUCAAGGUGCUCAACCUUUUGCAUCAUGGAGCUUCUAAAAGUUUUAUGGCCGAGUGUGAGGCUCUACAAAACAUUAGACAUCGAAAUAUUGUAAAGGUUCUUACAUCAUGUUCUAGUAUUGACCAUCAAGGUAAUGAUUUUAAAGCAUUGGUAUAUGAGUUCAUGGCAAAUGGCAACCUAGAUGAAUGGCUACAUCCAACUCUAAGAACAAGCGAGACUCUUGAGGAACCAAGAAAUUUGAGUCUUCUUCAGAGACUGGAUAUUGCCAUUGAUGUUGCUAAUGCAUUGAAUUACCUUCAUCAUCAUUGCCAUACACCAAUCAUUCACUGUGACCUCAAGCCUAGCAAUGUUCUUCUUGAUGAUGAAAUGGUUGGACAUGUAGGUGACUUUGGCUUGGCAAGAUUGCUUUUUGAUGCUACCCAAGAUUGUUCUAUUCACCAAUCAAGCUCCGUUGGAAUAAGAGGCACAAUUGGUUAUGUUCCUCCAGAGUAUGGUUUGGGAAAUAACGUGUCAACAUAUGAUGAUGUCUAUAGUUAUGGCAUAUUAUUAUUAGAGAUAUUCACGGGAAAAAGGCCUACUGAUAAUAUUUUUCAAGAUAACUUAAACCUCCACGACUAUGUUAAAGCAGUUUUGCCAGAACAGAUAAUUGACAUUAUAGAUUCUAUCCUUUUGAGUGUGCAUGAAAAAGAAGGAGAGACACGUACAAACAACAUUACUCGCAAUGAGGGUCAAAAUGGAAGUGUAACAAGUCAAGAAUGCUUGAUUAUGAUUAUAAAAAUUGGGGUUGCUUGUUUGGUUGAAUUUCCAAGAGAAAGGAUGAACAUGAGUGCUCUUAUAAUUGAGCUACAUUCAAUUCGACAGAAACUUCUUGGAACUAAUAGACGCAGACAAAGGCUUCAAUAA
Messenger RNA from Quercus lobata, 1575 nucleotides. RefSeq names its product probable LRR receptor-like serine/threonine-protein kinase At3g47570. The transcript is spliced from 2 exons. The record is from RefSeq and is a predicted model, not a curated record. Gene Ontology annotation, biological process: protein phosphorylation. Gene Ontology annotation, molecular function: ATP binding; protein binding; protein kinase activity. The coding region runs from base 1 to 1575 and encodes 524 amino acids. NCBI's taxonomy places the organism in Eukaryota, Viridiplantae, Streptophyta, Magnoliopsida, Fagales, Fagaceae.